This is a messenger RNA of Closterium sp. NIES-65, 1527 nucleotides long. Lineage: Eukaryota; Viridiplantae; Streptophyta; Zygnematophyceae; Desmidiales; Closteriaceae. The record is from the annotation of a GenBank genome assembly.
AUGCAGGAGACAAACGAGGAGAAGGAGGAGAGUGAGGAAGAGGAGAGUGGAGAAGAGGAGGAGAGUGAGGAGGAGGAGGAGGAGGAGGAGGAGGAGGAGGAGGAGGAGGAGGAGGAGGAGGAGGAGGAGGAGGAGGAGGAGGAGGAGGAGGAGGAGGAGGAGGAGGAGGAGAGUGAGGAGGAAGAGGAAGAAACAGCAGAGGAGGAAAAGGAGGGGGAGGAGGAAGAGGAAGAAUUACGCAAUGACAUGUUGAUAGAGGAAGAGGAGGAGUUGGAGAGGCUUGAGGGGAAUGUGGGAGACAUGGGGGAGCCGGGUUUUUGGCCCAUCACCCUUCUCGCUCUCUCCUCUCUCCAUCCCACCACUCUCUCCCACACCUCCCUCCCUCCUUUCUCGCUCCCUGUCUCAUCUCUGUCCCCCUCCUCCCUCCCUCCCACGUCUCUCUCCCCCCCCUCCCGCCCUCCUUCCUCGCUCCCUGUCUCAUCUCUGUCCUCCUCCUCUCUCCCUCCCACCACUCUAGCUCCCUCCUCUCUCCCUCCCACCACUCUAGCUCCCUCCUCUCUCCCUCCCACCACUCUAGCUCCCUCCUCUCUCCCUCCCACCUCUCUCUCCCUCCAUACAAUCUCUAUUUCUCCACUCUCCCUCUCUCCCUCGCACCUCUCUUACCCCCCCACCUCUAUUUCUCUCCCGCCUCUCUCCCUCCCACCUCUCUCCCUCCACCCUCUCCCGACCGUCUUCCUCUCUCCCCUCACCCUUCCACAUCUCUCCCACCCACCUCCCUCCCUACCUUCUUUCUCCCUCCCUUUCUCUCCCUUCCACCUCUUCCCAUCGCCACCUUUCCGCUCCACUCCUCUGCCCCAUUCCCCACCGCGCCUGCCUCCCACCUGCUGCUAUUCCCAGCGGCAACGUGGAAAGCUCGCCUCUCUCGACCCAAUAUUCUUCCGAGAUAAAUCCCCAGUAGACUCUUUCCUUCUUCUCUUGGCUCCCUCCCUCCGUCCCACCUCUCCUGCUCAUUUGCCCCAUUACCCACCAUGCAUCCCACCUCUUUCUACCACCUCCCCAUCGCCACUCUCCUGCUCCUCUGCCCCGUUUUUCACCAUGGCUCCCAUAACAGGGUCUCCCACCUGUUAUGAUUCCCAGCGGCAAGGUGGGAGGCUCGCCUGUCUCCACCCAACGCACUUCCAAGAUAGAUUCCCAGUAGACUCAACACUUUCCUUUCCUUCUUCUCUGUUGGCUCCCUCCAUCCCACCUCUCCCGCCCCUUUGCCCCAUUCCCCACUGGGCAUGCCUCCCUGCCUCUGCGCCGUUCCCCACCAUGCCUCCGACCUCCCACUUCCACCUCUUCUUCCCACCUCCCCCUCCCACCUCUCCCUCACCACCCUCUUGCUCCUCUGCCCCACUCUCCAUAUCAGGGCCUGCCACCUGUCACGAUUCCGGACGUCAAGGUGGAAGACUCGGACGAGCUGCUGCCACUGGGCCACGUGUCAGCUGUAAGUUUGUGCCACAUGUCACCGGUGUAAGUCAGCUGUAA